Messenger RNA from Elaeis guineensis (African oil palm), 1595 nucleotides. RefSeq lists its product as uncharacterized. The record is from RefSeq and is a predicted model, not a curated record. NCBI's taxonomy places the organism in Eukaryota, Viridiplantae, Streptophyta, Magnoliopsida, Arecales, Arecaceae.
UAGCGAGCGAAGGGAGGGCGAGCGAGGGAGAAGGGAGAAAAUUUUUAGAGCGGAAGGGGGGAGGAAAAGGUGGGAUUUUUAUCCACGGGAGAGCGGGAGAGGGGGACGGAAAUGGAGGACGUGAGACGCACCACGGCAUGGGUCGCGAGCCGCGCUUCGCACGUGAAGGUGGACUCCUCAGAACUGGAGAAAAUAGUGGACAAUAUUAACGGUUCAAUUCCAAAAGUUGAAUGGGAUUUUGAGGGUAUUCAUUACUUUGACAACGGGCCACUUACAGUCCAGUACCUAUUUGUUUUGGACGCAUUGAACUUCUGUUUUUGGCCAGAUAAGGAUUUGAGCUAUGAUCAUUUGGCUUUGGGCUUAAAGGCAGCUUUGCAGAAUGACAAAUCUGCCCUUGAUGCAGAUCGUCUACAGAGUUAUAGUGGUCCCCAAUUGCGUGAAUUGUUGAACUGGCCACGCCCACUUCCGCUAGAGGAGGAACGAGUACGGUUACUGCAUGAGGUUGGACUGGAACUGGAGAGAAGCUUUAAGGGGGAGGCAGCCAACAUUGUAAAGUCUUGUGGAAAUUCUGCUGUCACUCUAGUUGCACUUGUUGCACGUCACUUUCCAGGUUUUCGAGAUCAUUCAUUAUACAAGGGUCACCAGGUUUUCUUAUACAAAAGAGCACAAAUUUUUGCUGCUGAUUUAUGGGGUGCCUUCAAGGGUCAAGGAUAUGGAAGAUUCUACGACAUGAGCUCCAUUACAAUAUUUGCAGACUAUAUCAUCCCUGCUGUACUCAGGAAGCUUGGCGUGCUGAAAUAUAGUUCAGCCUUAUCUAACUCCAUUGAUUCUAAUGAUGAAAUAGCUCCUGGUAGUGAGGAGGAAGUAGAGAUACGUGCUUGCUCUGUUCAUGCUGUGGAAAAAAUGAGGGAACUCAUUGAAUCAAAAUUCAGGAAGCAGGUUCUGAGUGUAGAAAUGGAUCUUUGGCUCUGGUCCUGUGGUGUUCAGAACCGUUCUUUGCAGCACCAUCGCACACUUUCAAUAUACUAUUGAGUAAAUAUGAACCUGCAUGCUAUGGUCAUGAGUGGUUUCUCUAUCCUGUGAAAGACAGAUUGAGUUUCUUGUCUGAUUUUUGUAGCUAGACUUUGUCUCCUGAAGGGGUAAAUUUUGAGGGUAUGGGUGUUUUAAAACUAACAUUUUGCUAAAUAGUAACCCUGGAAGGAUCGGAAAUUUAUGGUCUAUCUAAUGAAAGAGAACACUUGAUUUAUUUGCCAGUCAAUCUCUGAUGAGCUGGGACAAUUUCGGAGCAUUCGGCUGAGCACUGAUGUAUUUUAUUGAUGUUUGCUGGAUGGUUGCAAACAUUCGGAUAUCAAAAUCCAUCAUUGCUAGACCUGUCCGAGGACUAAAAUGAAGUCCAUUCAAAAAGAAGGUUGGGCCAACUUAAUUGCCUACCGUCAUCCAACCCAAUUGUUGGUCCAAGAUUCUGCAAGGCAUCGGGAUACUGGAGUAGAUGGUGAGAUGAGGUCUCUUGGGAUAUAACUUGCAAAAAAAUUUUGGUCAGAAGUUGCUCCAGUGGAGAACCUCCAAUGCUCAAGUUAGAAUUAUCAUUCAAUAGA